AUACUAAUUAAGUUUAGGUCGUAAAAACAAUUAAGUGAUGAUUGCUAUAAAUCAAAUAAAUUUUAAAAUUUGUCGUUCAAAAGCGAGUUCACGUUAGCUGAAAAACAUGUACAUAAUCGUGUGCUUUAUAAUUUCAACUGCAAAUCAAUAUGCAUGCGAGAGGACAUCUGCAAUAGCUUCAACAAGAGGAAGUUUGUCGCACACGAUUUCAACAAUCCUUCCAACACAAACCUCGGCAACGCUGUCAAGCGUCAACAGCCACUUUUCUCUUCCCACACAAAAUGAGACGAAUGGAAGACAUGGGUUGUUGCCAUCCACAAAACGUUUAAUUAUCGUCUUUGGAACGGCGUCUGGUAUAGGUGUUAUAAUGUUUCUCUCGUUUUUAAUGGCCCUCACACUUAGGAAUUUGCACAGAUAGAUCUUCAUCAGAAAGACAAAAACAUAGGACGAUCAGAUUGGAAAAAGGUUUUGAAACUUAUCGUCAAGUAAACACAAGCGAUGUCGUACGGUAAUUAUGUUGAUUAGAUGACAAAAAAAUGUCAGCUUUGACACGUUUGAACUUUCCAGGACGACCUGUUUUUAUGAGAAUUAUAAAAAAAUGACGAAUGAGCUGAAAUAAAUGAUAAAUUUUUAGAAUUGUAAAUAUAGUAAUUAUUAUUAGUUCACAUAAUAAAUAUUAUUAGAAGCGAGAAAAGAACUGCAUAGAAAUAUAACAGGAUAAACUACCCCUCCACAAAUUUUUUUAUCUUUUUCACCUUAUA
Messenger RNA from Hydractinia symbiolongicarpus, 761 nucleotides. RefSeq lists its product as uncharacterized. Bases 107 to 418 code for a protein of 103 amino acids. The record is from RefSeq and is a predicted model, not a curated record. NCBI's taxonomy places the organism in Eukaryota, Metazoa, Cnidaria, Hydrozoa, Anthoathecata, Hydractiniidae. The transcript has 3 exons.